Cynoglossus semilaevis (tongue sole) is the source of this 2324-nucleotide messenger RNA. RefSeq names its product UDP-Gal:betaGal beta 1,3-galactosyltransferase polypeptide 6 (gene b3galt6). The coding region runs from base 392 to 1408 and encodes 338 amino acids. The record is from RefSeq and is a predicted model, not a curated record. Gene Ontology annotation, molecular function: galactosylxylosylprotein 3-beta-galactosyltransferase activity. Gene Ontology annotation, biological process: glycosaminoglycan biosynthetic process; protein O-linked glycosylation. Lineage: Eukaryota; Metazoa; Chordata; Actinopteri; Pleuronectiformes; Cynoglossidae. Gene Ontology annotation, cellular component: Golgi membrane. The transcript is spliced from 2 exons.
AUGUAAAAAAUAGAGAACAACAUGUCUAGUUUUAAUUCAUGAAGACGUCGUUUUUUAUGGGCAGCACUUCCGGUUUCUUCGCGUCACUGCACAGAACCGAGUCACUGCGAGAGGAAAAAAAACAAAACAACAGUGAUGCUGUUGUUAUUUGAAAAUAUCUGUUCCUUGCUAUAUUAAUUUCCAGCGUCGUCUUUUGUUUGGACCAGCAUGUGCAGGCUGUCAGUCUGUACUCUCCGUGGAGGGAGCUCGUUAAUGAGAGCACACCAGCAGCAACAGAGGAUCUUUCUGUUCUGCUAGCUGUCGUUAGCCUACGUUAGCUGUCGCUCAACAGAGUGCUGACUGCGUGUAGCCCAGUCUGUCUGCAUCGGCCACAUUGCACAGAUCCUGCAAGAUGAAUCUCUUCCGUCUUGUGUGCCGCCAUAAAACAGCCCUUGUAAUCGGCUCUGUAUGCAUCUUCGCCAUAGUUCUCUUAUUUUUGGCCAAAUGUACAUCAGAAACAUUAAAGCAGGCUCAUCCAGGCCCACCAGGCUUAGCUCCCAGGGCCAACGUUCUGCAGUCUCGCAUAGAGCAGCAGAAUCCUCCUGCCACAGCCAAAGACUCUGCUUUCCUUGUAGUUCUUAUCACAACUGGACCUAAGUACACAGAGCGGAGGAGUAUUAUCAGGAGCACCUGGCUGGCUAAGCGGGAUUCUGAUGUUCUGGCUAUGUUUGUGGUAGGAACUCAGGGACUCUCUGGUGAGGAUCUUCAAAACUUAAACACAGAGCAGGGACGGCACAAAGACUUGCUUCUGCUACCUGACUUAAGGGAUUCUUAUGAGAAUUUAACACUUAAGCUGAUCCACAUGUACUCUUGGCUGGACCAGAAUGUGGACUUCAAAUUUGUCCUCAAAGCAGACGAUGACACAUUUGCUCGCUUAGACAUGCUUAAAGAGGAGCUGAAGAAGAAGGAGCCCAGCAGGUUGUACUGGGGCUUCUUCUCCGGCAGAGGUCGAGUGAAAACUGCCGGCAAAUGGAGGGAAAGCUCCUGGGAACUUUGUGACUACUACCUCCCCUACGCAUUAGGGGGUGGCUACAUCCUGUCAGCUGACCUGGUACAUUAUGUACAUCUGAAUGCACCAUAUUUUAAAAUCUGGCAAAGUGAAGACGUAUCACUUGGAGCCUGGCUGGCACCGGUUGAUGUUCAUCGGACACACGACCCACGGUUUGACACAGAGUAUAAGUCCCGUGGUUGCAACAACAAAUAUUUGGUCACUCACAAGCAGAGCUUGGAAGACAUGUUGGAGAAACACCAGACUCUGCAGCGUGAAGGCAGGCUCUGUAAAGAGGAAGUGAAACUGCGAUUGUCCUACGUUUACGACUGGAGUGUGCCGCCUUCACAGUGCUGUAUAAGGAAGGAUGGCAUUCCCUAAUGAAAGUCCAUUUUACAUGGUUAAACAUGGUUUUAGAAUUUUUAGUAAUAAAUUAUAUGUUCUCCUACAUAAUUUAUUUAUUUGUGGGUUUGUUUUGUUUGUUUUUUUUAAAGAUAGGAAUUUGAAAAUUUUAAACUUGAACAAAAAUACCCACAAUCAAUUUUGGCCAUGUAGGUGCAAUUGUCUUUAUGUAUUGAACAUUUGUUUUCUUGACUGUAAUAUAUAAUAAGGUUUUUUAAUUUAAACAUCAUUUGUCCAGCCCUAAUGUGAACCUCAUUCUUUGUUCUUCUAAUUCUGAAAAAAACAAUUGUUACUCCACUGCAGUAUUUUUUAUUGUUAAAGAUAAUAAAGAGUGUACUGUUUAUUUGAGGUUUGAACCCUAAACUAUGAUUGAAGCCAGGUAUAUAAUAACAAAGCAUUACUGGCUCAGAGAUGUUAUCCCGUAAGUGUAUACCAACAGUCAGGUUUUCUUUUUACUUACCCAUCAUGUCGACUAUUUUUGUAUUGUUAUUUAUUAAUAACUUAUUUUCCAGGAUACACAACACACUGGUACUAAGUGAGGAACUCAGAUGUCGUGGUUACUGUGUCAGAGCAGACUUUAUUUAUAAACAGAUCCCCUGUAUUUCACAUAAUUCGUGCAGAUGGAAUGUUUAUGAUACAAACUGUAAAGUGUUUUAGAUGCACAGAAAAUGUCUAAAUGUUAAUUGUCGCUCCUAAGAGUCUGUGGUGAUAACUGCAUUAAUGUCAUUGUUGAUUACAGGGGCAGCAGUUCCACUUUAAUGUUUGGGCAGUUGAUUUUUUUUAUGUCAUCCUUUGUCAAACUGAUCCUGAUUCAGGUUUGUGUUCGGUAGGUUUUUUUUCUGUACAUUCUCUGCUGCCCUGAAUGCUUUAGUAAAAUAUUGUAUGUGUUUACUCA